Pogona vitticeps (central bearded dragon) is the source of this 5563-nucleotide messenger RNA. Lineage: Eukaryota; Metazoa; Chordata; Lepidosauria; Squamata; Agamidae. The record is from RefSeq and is a predicted model, not a curated record.
AAUUCUUCCAUCAUGGACACCCGGACCUUUUUCCACCACAGGGAAGAGGAACAGAAAGAAGAGAGGCAUCAAGAUUUGCAAAUGAGCUCCACCACAAGGAAAUCAAAGUUCAGAACUAGCGAGGAAGAAGAGGGCUUCACACUUUCCGAUCUGUCCAUAGCGUCUGCGCUCGCACUGACUUCUGAAAUGUCAUGGGAAACUCGGAUGAGGAGGGAGGCUGCUAUUCUGGAGUUAGAGAAGAGGGGACAGAAGCUGGUUCGUUUUGGGAAUGACAUGGAAAAGCUGGAGAAAGAUGUGAUUAGGCACUGCAGAUUCCUGCGUGUGAAGGCUGACCGGAAAGCCUUAAGGAGGAAGGCUGAAGCAAAGGCACAAAUGGAAAAGGAGGUCAUUGAGCUUUUAUCCUGCCGGGCGCCCAUGUUUUGGAUUCCCCUCCGAGCUCAUGCCGUCUGGGAAAGAAUGAGCGUCAAACUGGAAUGUACCGUCUUGGCUUCUCCUCCACCCCACGUCACCUGGUAUAAAAAUGGAGUCCGGAUUGACCCCCGAGUAGCUCCAGCAGGGAAAUAUAAGAUGAAGAACGAGUUUGGAAUGCUGACCCUGGACAUCAGCAGAUGCUCCUUGGACGAUUCUGCUGAAUACAGUGUGGAAGUGAAAAACGCCUAUGGGGAAGCUUAUUCGUUUGCUACCGUGCUUGUCAAGAAGUAUUACGGGAAGAAGUCAGGAUUUGACUCGGAGAUAUACAAAAAGUCACUCAGAGGCCUUGAGGCUGACUUUGCCAGCACUUUGCAACCCGUCUUUUCCAGGGAGAAGGAGCCCUUCGCACUGCACUGCACGUUUACCGCAGACUUACAGGAACACCAGAGGGACAUCCGCUGGUUCAGAGAUGGUGAGCUGCUGAAAGAUUCUGACCGACAGCAAAUAAAAUGCGAAGACCGGGAGGCCUCCCUGGCAGUAUCCAGUGCUUACAAAGAGGAUGAAGGGUUUUACAGCGUCCGCCUCCCAACACAAGAUGGAUACAACCAGCAAACAGCUUAUGUGUUUGUUAGAGAUGCGGCAGCAGAGACAGCCGGAGCCCCUGGGUCACCCCUCUGUGUCCAAUGCCACGAUGUGAAUAAAAACAGCCUAAUACUUUCAUGGAUAACGCCCAGCGAUGAUGGAGGAAGCCCUGUCGUGGGCUACUACAUCGAGAGGUGUGAGGCGGGCACGGAGGCGUGGGCGCCGUGCCACGACCAGCUUGUGAAAACCUGCAGGUCUCCCGUGGUAGGGCUCAUCGUGGGAAAGACGUACCAGUUCCGCGUAAAAGCCGUCAACCGCGUGGGCGUCAGUAACCCCUCCAAGGCGAGCCACCCUGUGACAAUGAUUGACCCCGAUGAGGCCAAAAGAUCGAUAAUUAUCCCUUAUGAUGAUGGGGUGAGGAGUAUCACAGUGUCCAAAGAUGAGCUGGAACCCAAGAUCAAGAUGCCUUUGCCACCCACCAACGUUCAUGCCAGCGAGGUCAGGGAAGACUAUGUGGUCCUCUCUUGGGAUGAGCCAGACCCCAGAGGGAAGGAGCCCCUGAGUUAUUUUGUUGAAAAGUCCCUAGUGGGCAGUGACAGCUGGCAGAUGGUUAGCCUAGACAUCCCAGUGAAUUCCACAACCUUACCGGUCUUUGACCUGGUGAAAGGAAAGUCGUACCUUUUCCGCGUGCGGUCAGUGAACAAGUAUGGAGUCAGUGACCCUUCGUUGUCCAGUGAGCCCAUCUCACUUGGCAAAAAUAUAGCUCCCCUCCCACCACCCUCUCAGGUCCUGGCCUUCAGAGACACCAACACAUCAGUCACUGUGCAAUGGAGUAAGCCAGAGGAAGGCAAGGAGCCCCUGGGCUAUUAUAUCUACUGCCAGGAGGUUGGAACGGAUGAAUGGCAAACCGUCAACAAUAAGCCCGUCACCUGUCAUGAGUUCACCGUUCCAGGACUCAAAACUGGCAAACAGUAUGUCUUCUGCGUGAAAUGUGUCAAUGAAGCAGGAGUGGGUGAAAGCUCCCCUCCAUCCGACCCCAUCACUGUCAGGCAGGCAAUCUCCUGUCCAUCGGCCCCACGUGGCUUUGCCCUGCUGAACUGCGGGAAGGACCGCAUGACAAUAGCUUGGAAGCCUCCCAAACGCAAAGGAGGUACAACCAUUUUGGGCUAUUUCCUAGAUCAGCACAAUGUGUCAGAGAUUGACUGGCAUGAAGUGAACAUUAAGCCCAUCGCUCAGCGCAUGCACACGGUCACCAACCUGGCCGAAGGACACUUCUAUGAAUUCCGUGGUUACGCCAUGAAUGUGGUUGGUGUUGGGAAAGUAUCUGAACCCAGUGACGUUUUCAAGUGUGAAGAGUGGACAAUGCCAGAACCAGGCCCGCCCUACGACGUAAGGUGUACCGAAGUGAGAGACACGUCUCUGAUGGUCCACUGGGAGCCACCCUUAUAUACCGGAGCAGGCCCCAUCCUUGGGUAUUACGUGGACGCCUGUGAGGAGGGAUCCGAUACGUGGCAACAACUGAAUAAGGAGCCAAUAUCCAGCACCCACCUGAAGCUGUCUGAUCUGGAGACGGACAAGUGCUACACGUUCCGAGUGCGGGCCUUGAACAAAGCCGGUGUUGGCCCACCAUCCCUGCCUUCGGAUCCGGUGGUGGUGAAAACCAAACCAGGCUCUAAAGAAAUUGAAGUUGGAGUAGAUGAGGAAGGAUUCAUCUAUAUGGCCUACGAGGCUCCUGAAAUGGUGGACACCUCACAGUUCAACUGGUCCAAAGAUUAUGAGGGGCCCCCCAAUCCCGACAGAGUUCAAAUCACCGAUAAAGAUGACAAAUCUAAGCUCAUCCUGAAAUAUGCUACUGAAAGGGAUCUUGGAACAUACGCAGUGGAAGUUACUGACACCGAUGAAGAUGUCUCUGCCAGUCACGUUUUGACUGAAGAAGAACUUGACAAGCUGCGAAAGAUCAGCCACGAGAUCCGAAACCCCUUGAUUGAGCUGAUCUCUGGCUGGAACGUCGAGGUGCUGGAGAAAGGAGAGGUGCGCCUGUGGCUGCAGGUCGAAAACCUGUCCCCAGAGGCAGAGCUGCACUUGAUCUUCAACGGAAAAGAGCUUUCGAGCACUCCGAGCCAUAAGAUCAAUUUUGACAGAGCCCAUGGCCUCGUGGAGCUGAUCAUCCAGGACUUCUGUGAGGACGACAAAGGGACAUACACGGCCCAACUGAAAGACGGCAAAGCUGAAAACCAGAUUACCUUAGCUUUGGUUGGAGAUGAUUUCGAUAAACUUAAAGCAGAGGCGGAUGCCAAAAAGAAAGAAUGGAAGAGAAAGCACGGCCCUCAUUUUAUUGAACAGCUGCAGUGGAAGGUCACUAAGGACUGUGAAGUCCUGCUGACUUGCAAGGCAGCCAACAUGAAGAAGGAGAGCACCUUCAAAUGGUUUUUUGAUGACAACUUGCGCUCGGAUGGUCAAUACAAUCCAAAGACCGGCGCUGGAGUUCUACAGAUUAAGAAGAUUACCAAAACAGAUAUAGGGGUAUACAAAGCUGUGGUUUCUGAUGAUCGAGGACAAGACACGACUCAACUUGAUCUUACUAAGGAAGUGUUCGAUGACAUCCUCAAAGAACUUGCCAGGAUCAGCGUUCUCUCGGCAUCACCUUUGAAAGUCCAGCCUACGGCCGAAGGCAUCAAGAUCUACAGCGAGGUGAAGUACUACACGGAGGCGAUGAAAGCCACCUGGUGUCACAACGACAAGCGUCUGGAAGGAGGAGAUCACCUAAAAAUAGGAACCACCAUGGACCAGGUUUGGGUCCACAUCCUGGAUCCGAAAGAAUCCGACAAAGGCAAAUAUACCUUAGAGCUGUUUGACGGGAAGGAGUCACGCAAACUGGCAACAGAUCUUUCCGGGAAAGCUUUCGAUGAUGCCCUGGCUGAACACCAAAAGCUCAAGCAAGCUGCUGUUGUGGAAGAGCACCGAGCCAAAGUGGUUCGUGGCCUUCCAGACGUGGCAACCAUCAUGGAAAACAAGACCCUCUGCUUGACGUGCAUCAUAUCUGGCGACCCCUACCCAGAAAUCACUUGGUACAAGAACGAGAACGUGAUCGCCUUCAAAGAUCGGUACAAGAUGGAAGUGAAAGGGACCGUGGUUACGAUCACCAUUGAGAACAUCGGCAGCAACGACUCUGGGAAGUUCAGCAUCCAUGUCAAGAACAAGUGGGGCUCUGAAACAGGCAGGGUGACCGUCAGUGUCUACAAGCGGGGCGAGGAGCCGAAGGAACUGAGAGAUGAGCUGGCUUUAAAGGGAGCCAAAGCAUCUCCCUGAAACCUGGCGUGUGCCUGGGAUUUUACUCUGGGUUGACAAAAACUCAGUGAGCAGCAGUUCCCAACCUUGGGUCCCCAGAUGUUCUUGGACUACAAUUCCCAAAAGCCUUCGCCACUAGCUGUCCUGCCUGGGUUUUCUGGGUGAUGAAGUCCAGAAACGCCUGGUUUACCUAACGUUGAGGAACACUAAGAGGGAAAAGUUGGCUUUCUUUUCAGUGUGUGCAGUGUGUGUAUCUCUUUCUCCCUACCAAAUAAUCGUCUCCAGCUCUUAUGAGGCAGGAUCAGAGCAUCCAGGGACAGCUGACUCAGAUAUUUUGCUGCCUGAGGCAAGCCCGCUCCCUCGUACAUCAUACGAAGGGCCAACCAUGUUAUUCUAGCUCCUGGGGCAGAAAAUCCUACACCCAUUUUCCCCCAGCUCCCAAGCACAAUAAAAUAGCUGGAGUCCUGCUCAACGGUGGCGGUCCCAAUCCCAGCAGUAUUAAUCUAGUGAGGAUUUUUACUUUUAAAGGCUCCCUGCUCUCUUCCGAGGCUCCCAGAGGCUCCCCAAGGCAAAAGAGAGCCCCAGGUAGCCUCGGAAUCUUAAACAGGCAGAUAAGAAGCUUUUAACUAAUGAACAUUAAAUGUUUCCAGUGCUCAAUUCAGUUUACACGAGGCCGAAAGUUACACAAGUUUUUGCCCACCGGAGAAUAAAUGCUCCACCUGGAUGAACCCAUGCAGUUCUAAACCGCAGAAGCCUCUGUGCUGCAAGGUCAGAAGACCAAGCAGUCAUAAGAUCAAAUCCACGCAUCGGAGUGAGCUCCCAUCACUUGUCCCAGCUCCCGCCAAACUAUUGCAUCCCAUUACUGUCCCUAUUGCAAAUAAUAAUAAUAAUGUUUGGGAGAAAUGGUUCUUUUUUUCAAUUGGGGGGGUUUUGGCAAUUUUUUACUUUAGGGUCAUGAUGGGGCAAGCCAGAAAUCAAAAUUAGAAUUGGCUAACCAAGCUGUUCUAUUCUUCUUUUCUCCUGGUUUCUUUUUUCUUUCUUUUUCCCUCCCCAUUUCUGGACAUUUCUGGGCUGGAUGCAGCUCCUAUGGCAUACCUAUUUCUCAUACCUGUACAAAGGGUACAUCAGACAGCUGCAAAGGCGCACACCUGUUUCACACCAAAAAGGGUUGCUCUGAACGGUCUCCCUUAAAGCUAUUUUUUCCAUCUGCAGGAGAAUCACUCCAGCCCAGCUCCAAAAAUUAGUAAAAGACCUACAUCUGGACCAAGGGAGUCCGGCUGGC